CGAUACCCACUCUGCCUACCCAAAUCAAAAACGUACUUAUCUCGCAGUGGAAGUGUAAAGAGAAGACCCGCUAUCGCAAGUGUGCGUCCACUACGCAGAGAAAGUUUACUUCCGGUCAAAGGUUAAAUCUACUUUUUUUUAAGCGGAUUUCACUUCCCGUAAAAAAUGUAUGGCAUGCUUCUCGAGAGCAUUCAGCAUUAUGUUCAAACAGAAUACGGAGAAGACGUGUGGAAUAAGGCCUUAGAAGAAUCUGGCUUUAAAAAUGCCGUCUUCACCACCCACCAGGUCUACCCGGACCGCCUCAUACCCAAGUUGGCCGCCGCUUGCAGUCAGCAUACCAUGCACACGAAUGACAAAAAAGACGAUUUUUUGUGCUUUUUUGGUCGUUGUUUCGUAAGGUUCUUCACCCAUUAUGGAUACGAUACUCUCAUCCGUGCUUCGGGUAGAUAUUUUAGAGACUUCCUCAACGGCAUUGACAACCUCCACCAUCAGAUUCGCUUCAGUUAUCCUAAGAUGCAAAGUCCUUCUUUCUACGUGGAAAAAGAAGACGUUGGAGGAGCAAGAUUACACUACAGAUCCAAAAGAUCCGGAUUUGGAUAUUACGUGAUUGGGCAGCUAAUCCAGAUAGCACGGACAUUCUAUGACUUAGACCUCCAAAUAAGCAUCUUGAAAGAUGAGGAAGACGGGAAUGGUUCGUCAGGUUGCCACCUAAUUUAUGACUUAAGGUUCGACAAUACGCCAUAUCAACUGGCUCAAACAGCUCGGCGGAACAUGAUCGAACACACGGAUCUGGUUCCAGUGUCGUGCGUGUAUUUGUUUCAGCUAUUCCCAUUUGCCAUUGCUUUCGAUAGGACGAUGACGAUUCUUCAAGUUGGCGAAAAGUCUCGGGAACUCUUCGGCGGUGAGGAGAUGGUUGGCUUACCAGUUGAGACCUUCUUUCUCAUGCAUCGUCCUAGAGUUGCCUUCACGUGGGAAAAUAUCUACAUCCUCCAAAAGGUAGUCGUCGAACUGGAAUGCCUAAACUCUCGAUUUACAAAGCAUCCGAUAGCAGACAGGAGAAACAGUGCAUCUACAAGGAAUCUACUACUGAAAGGACAAAUGAGACUUAUCGAAGAAUGGGAUGCCAUCAUCUACCUCUGCGUACCCCUGUAA
This is a messenger RNA of Stegodyphus dumicola, 1152 nucleotides long. Its product is annotated as soluble guanylate cyclase 88E-like. Gene Ontology annotation, molecular function: heme binding; guanylate cyclase activity. Lineage: Eukaryota; Metazoa; Arthropoda; Arachnida; Araneae; Eresidae. Gene Ontology annotation, cellular component: guanylate cyclase complex, soluble. The record is from RefSeq and is a predicted model, not a curated record. Gene Ontology annotation, biological process: cGMP biosynthetic process; response to oxygen levels.